Molecule: messenger RNA, 3273 nt
Organism: Entrophospora candida
Lineage: Eukaryota; Fungi; Glomeromycota; Glomeromycetes; Entrophosporales; Entrophosporaceae
Source: the annotation of a GenBank genome assembly
AUGAGUUAUCCACAACAUUCAGUUAUUAAUAAUAACGAUGAUGAUGACUAUAAUACUACUAUUAAUGACAAGGAAUAUCAAAUAAUCAGAAAAUUUAAUUAUGGAAGAAACCUUAAUGUGUUUAGAGUGUAUAAGAAACCUAUUGAAACAGAAUAUUAUAUUAUAAAAAGAUAUGACAAUAUUGUUUCAUAUAAAAGAGAAGUAGAUGCAUUAGUUUUAUUGAGUGAGGCAAAGAAUAUUAUGCAAAUUGUAGAUCGUGAUCCAUCUAGAAUGGUAGUUGUUAGUGAAUGUGCACUAUAUGAUUUAGAAACUUUUUUCAAACACCAGACAUGGACCCAAAGACAAGCAGAAAAGGUGCCAAUAAUAAAAGACAUUGUGGCAGCAUUAUCUGAAUGUCAAAAUCAAAAUAUAGUUCACUUGGAUUUAUCACCAAAAAAUAUAAUGUAUUUUUAUGAUGAAAACUGGAAAUUGAUAGGUUUUGAUUCUGUAUGUACAGCAGAUAAAACCCAGGUGUCUAAAACCACAACAAUAAAAUAUCACAGUCCUGAAUUAAUACAAGCUGAAAAGGAUGGAGGACAUAAAAAAGCACAAUUUUCCAUGGAUAUGUUCUCAUUUGGAUUAAUUUUAUAUUACAUUGAAAAUGGUUAUUGGAAUAUUACUGAUCAAAAAUGGCCUGAUAAAAAAUUAUUAAUAAAUACUACUGAGGAUCCUCACACUGUUUAUGUUAUUGAGAAUUUGUUGGAAAAAAAUGUUAAUAACAGAAUGACUUUAGUUCAAUUUAAGGAAUCAAUAUAUUAUGAGAAACUAUCAAAAGUCAAUGUUCAAGAACAGACUUAUCAUGAAAAAUGUAAAGUGCAAAUUGAAAAAGAGGCCAAAAAACUUAAUCCAGAUAUAAAAGAUGAUGAACUAAAACAAAUGAAUUUUGAUUUACAACAGGAACAAUUCUUAGAAAGAUAUCAUCAAGAAAUGAAAAUAAGUUUGAAAGAUAUGAAUAAGAAAUUAGAUGAGGUUAAGACCUCUGUGUUAAACCUCACUGAAACAAUUCUGCGAAUGUUAAUGAAAACACAGAAUGAGAAAACACCUCGAGUUUUUAUAAUAGUGCCUGAACAUCAUGAGUUUAAAAAUCCAAUGUCCUGGUACACAAAUCCAUUCAGAAUGUAUUUUGUAUGUGAACACAAUGAUCAUUGGCAUGUACCAAAACAAGAGGGCUAUAUAAUCGGAAAAGUUCCUGAAUUCAUUAAAAAAUAUGGACCUUGGAUACAAUUGUGCAUUAAAGCCUUAGUAUUUGGAUCAUGCAUUGAGACUAGCAAUUUAUUUCCACAAGAAAUAAACAAUGUUCUUUUAGGAACAUUUAAUAUAAAAAUUGGCAACAGAAAUGAAGUUGUACAAUAUUUUCAAGAAAUAAUUGAUACAAUUGGUGUUGGAGUAAAAGAAAUCAAUGAUACUAAUCCUGAUUUAGUUCCAUUGGAACAUGAUAAAGAAAGUAAUUGUCAAAUUUUAAAUGCUUCUGGAAUACAUGCUUUAGCAAGUUUUGUUAAAAGCAAACAAAAAUCUGGAAAUUUUGGAGGCUUAGUCCAAUGCAUAAAUAAAAAAAACCAGAAUGUCAUAUGGUUAUGUGAUGAGCAUCAAAAUGAUAACAGUUAUAUACACUUUCCAAAUCGCCCAGCCAAGCCAUUUUUUCCAAAUUCAUCUCUUCCAAACUCUCCAGCCCCUUCAGCCCCUCCAACCCCUACAAACUCUCAGAUCCUUUCAGCCCCUUCAACCCCUCCAAACUCUCAGAUCCUUUCAGCCUCUCAAACCCCUAUUCAAUCUCUUCGCCGUCCAACACUUCCAUCUGACAAAUAUCAAGACAAUUUUCAUCAAGAAGUGCCAUGUUCAUCACUGCCUAUUCCAUUAGCUAGAUCAAAUUCCAAAGAUUCGAUUAUUAUUAUGAAUAUUGAUAGCCUGGUUCCAUUGAUGAAGUUGGUUAAUGACAUUCUUCUAGAUGUUUUUAGUAAUGCAUCUGAAUGCAUUCAUUUUGACACUGAUGAAACUAAAAAAGUUACAAAAGUUACACAAUAUAUGCAUGAAAAUUUGGAAAAUCUUAAGGAUCUUCAUCAGAAAUGGGAUUCCAGUGAUCAAAAAAAGCUCUUACAAACCAUACUAGAAAGGUAUAUUAUUGGUUAUGUCUAUUUUUUAACAGUGAUUUAUCGAUAUUGUUAUGAAUGGUAUAUAACAUCUACAAUUUUUGUUGAUGGCAGAGAAAACGAAAAUGAAUUGAAUAACAUCAGCAGUAACUUAGCCUAUAAUAAUGACAACAAGUGUGAAGAUAAAACACUCUUUAAUGAUAUUUUAGUGAUAAAAAAUAGAAGGUUAAAAGAAAAAAUUCUGGUUUUUGGAAAAGAGUUAGAUUCCAGAUGUUUCAAUAAUGAAGAUAAUAUAGAUUGCAUAGAGAAAGAAAUUUAUAUGUAUAGUGAACAAAAUUUGAAUGGCUCAGAUUAUAUUUUAAAAUUUCUAGGGUUCACUGUAGACAAAUUCAAACCAAUACUUCAUUAUGAAUAUGCUAACUAUGGAAAUUUGUACAAUUAUUUAAAAAACAAUGAAAAUUUGCCUGAAAAUGAAAAACUGACUUUGGAUGCCAAACUAAGCUUGUCUUUAGAUGUAUGUUUUGGACUUGAAUUUCUACAUGAAAAACGCAUUUUGCAUUUGGACUUGAGGAGUAGCAAUAUAUAUCUGUUUAAAAGUGGAUUCAGGGGUGAAUUUCCAAAACCAAAAAUUUCCAAUUUUUUAUACAGUGUAUAUAUGUCAAAUAAGCACACAAUUGUUAAACCAUGUUUACCAAACAGUAUCAAUAAUCAAGUUAGGAAAAGAUGGCAUGAACCACAGCGUUUACACAAUGAAAAGCAUUGCUGCACAGUUGAAUCAGAUUAUUAUAGUUUGGGAAUGUUGAUUUGGGAAAUAUUUAAUGCAACAGGUGCUUUGCCAUAUGAGGAAAUAGAAAUUGAGCAUUUAUAUGAACAUUUGAAAUAUAAAAAUGCAUGUGAAAUUUUUCCAAAAAACUUACUACCACAAUAUUCAUCUUUGAUAACUAGAAUAACUAAGUCAUGGGAGUAUGAUAUUAGUAAACAGACAACUUUAGCCACUAUGAUUUCAACAUUAAGAGGUUUUCACAAGAAAAAAAGAAGAACCUCAUCAACAAAAUGCAUAUUUCGAACAGUAAUGAAUCAACAAUACUUGACAAAAUCUGAAGAAGCAAUUCAAAAAUAUAGUGAAAUAGUUGAAUCAUAUAAUUGA